GGCCUGGCGCGGCCGCGCGCCUCCCGGUUCGCCGCCUCUGCAGGCGCCCGGCGGCCGCGGGCUUCAAGCCCCCAGCGCUAGCCCGCCUAGUCCGUGCUCGUAAGAAGGCCGCCGGGUACCUGCAGGCGGGUUGUCCCUGUUUCGAGCUGUCAUCCGGGGCUGGAGCGUCAGCCUCCGCCCUGACAUGUCAUCUAGAAACAGCUUUCUUGGUUGUUGUUGUUGUUGUUGUUUAUGUUGAAGCUUGAGAGGCUUUCUGUGCGGUCAGCGCCCCCAAACACGCUCUUCUGUAAACAACGCAAACCAAGGGUUGUGAAGUGUGGUCAGUUGCGUGCUGUCCACGCUCCUGAACUCUUGUUUCUAUAGGUAACAUAAACCAGUAGUUGUGAAAUUGGGAGAUCCCUUUGGUAGCCUCCAAAGUGUAAAAUUUGGCAGGGAUUUUCGCUCAUUCAGUUGCUUGGGAACAGGUUUGGCUGAAAGCAACAGUGUUCAUCUCCCAACAGAACCUUUUCAUAGAACCUUCUGGUAUAUCAAUGCUAAUAAUGUAAUUAAGUUAACUAUACAGUAAUGAUUAGAAUUAAAGAGAAACUCAAGUGUUAGACACUGAAGCUUUUGAGUCAUUGAAAGCUAAGGAGGAAGGGGAAAAAAUUAAACUAUUGCUACAUUAUAUUGCCUGACUAAUCAUACUUUUUUUUGCUGCUCAAUUUUAAUGCCUGAAGAUAAUCCUGAAUUUACUAUAGCUCUGUAGUGUUUAAUUAUAAAUAUAACGUGUAAAUGGCUUGGCUGUGUAACGUGAAAGUUUGUCAACUAAAUUAUUUACAUGAUUUGCCUAUUUUUAAAAAAGACUUCUUCAGUUUUAUUUUUCUUCAUAAAACGUACUAACAGGUUAUAAAUUUAGUUGGCCCUCUCCAUCUCCUCCCAGAUUCACCUUCCUGAUCCCUGUCCGCUCAUCUUUGUGUCUUCAUUUUGAUUGUUUUAUUAAUUAAAACAUAGUUACCUCAUUUACUCCCCUUCCAAUAUUCUCAGAAUCAUCGCCUCUUUCUCAUUAUUAUCCUUAUGCAUGUGUGCAAAUAAUGCAGAGAUGCUUACUGUAGAAGUCUGUUGAAUGUUGCUUAUAUGCAUAGAUUUAUAGGACUGACCAUUUGGCGUUGUAUAACCAUUUAGUGGGCUUGGGCUUGUCCUUAUUGGAAUACUGAUAAUUUCUUCAAAUCUUUGAAAUUGUAAUUAAUUUCCUGUAUCUAUUAAUUUAGAUUUUAGAGCUUUGUCACUGUUAAUUAAAUACAGUUGGAUGUGUUUGGAGUAGUCAGCUAAUGUACAACACCUAGGCUUAAGAGAAAAGCCGCCCAAUAGUUUCCUUAGACCUUCUACAGCCUCCCCACAUAAUAAGUGAAAGUUCAAGGCAGACACUAGGAGAGAUGUCAGAAGACUCAGAGGAGGAAGACUAUUCAGACAGAAGUAUCAGCGAUGAUGAUGAAUCGGAUGAGGUUGCGUUUGUGAAAUUUGUAAGCGAUGAUAUUCAUCGGUGUGCAGUACUAGCAGAUUCUAUUGGUGACCCAUUCUUCCCUCGAACUACACAGAUUUUAUUGGAGUAUCAGCUAGGAAGAUGGGUACCACGCCUCCGUGAACCACGGGAUUUAUAUGGUGUCUCUUCUUCUGGUCCACUGAGCCCAACACGGUGGCCAUACCACUGUGAGGUCAUUGAUGAAAAAGUCCGGCAUAUUGAGUGGACUCCUUUUUUUCCUGAGCCGGUAUAUGUCCCGACGGGCAUGGAAAUAGAACCUGUUUACCCAAACUCCAAGGAAGAUACUGUGGUUUAUCUAGCUGAAGACGCCUACAAAGAGCCCUGUUUUGUGUAUUCCCGCGUUGGGGGUAACCGGACGUCCUUGAGACAGCCUGUGGACAACUGCAAGGACACUUUGGUGUUCGAAGCGAGGUUUGAGAGUGGUAAUCUACAGAAGGUAGUCAAAGUGGCAGAUUAUGAAUAUCAGUUGACUGUGCGCCCAGACCUCUUCACAAAUAAGCAUACUCAGUGGUACUAUUUCCAGGUCACUAACACCCAAGCAGAAAUAGUCUACAGAUUCACUAUUGUCAACUUCACCAAGCCCUCUAGUCUUUACAAUCGGGGUAUGAAGCCACUGUUCUAUUCUGAAAAAGAGGCCAAAAUCCAUAACAUUGGCUGGCAGAGAAUAGGAGACCAAAUCAAGUAUUAUAAAAACAACCUUGGACAAGAUGGGCGCCACUUUUUUUCUCUUACGUGGACAUUUCAGUUUCCACAUGGCAAGGAUACUUGCUACUUUGCUCACUGCUAUCCAUACACUUACACCAACCUUCAAGAAUACCUCUCUGGCAUCAACAGUGACCCAGUAAGAUCGAAGUUCUGUAAAAUACGUGUCUUGUGCCACACGCUUGCUAGGAAUAUGGUGUAUGUCUUGACAAUCACUACUCCCUUGAAGAACAGUGACUCAAGAAAGCGCAAGGCUGUGAUUUUGACUGCAAGGGUUCACCCAGGAGAGACCAACAGCUCUUGGAUCAUGAAAGGCUUCCUAGAUUAUAUUUUAGGAGACUCGAGUGACGCACGGUUGCUUCGGGACACUUUCAUCUUCAAGGUGGUGCCCAUGCUGAAUCCAGAUGGUGUGAUCGUGGGAAAUUACCGCUGUUCCUUAGCUGGACGGGAUUUAAACCGUAAUUAUACAUCUCUCCUGAAGGAAUCUUACCCUUCUGUUUGGUAUACAAGGAACAUGAUCCAUAGGUUAAUGGAGAAACGAGAAGUUAUUUUAUAUUGUGAUCUUCAUGGCCAUAGUAGGAAACAGAACAUUUUCAUGUAUGGCUGUGAUGGUAGCAACAGAUCUAAAGCAAAGGGAUUAUACUUACAGCAACGAAUCUUCCCACUUAUGCUGAGCAAAAACUGCCCAAAUAAAUUUUCCUUCUCAGCUUGCAAGUUUAACGUUCAGAAGAGCAAGGAAGGGACAGGAAGGGUUGUGAUGUGGAAGAUGGGCAUCAGGAACAGCUUCACACUGGAGGCCACCUUCUGCGGAUCUACUCUUGGUAAUAAACGAGGCACCCACUUCAGCACAAAAGACUUAGAGUCAAUGGGAUAUCAUUUUUGUGAUUCUCUAUUGGACUACUGUGAUCCUGACCGGAGCAAGUAUUUUAAGUGCCUGAAAGAAUUAGAAGAAAUGGAAAAACGUAUGAACUUGGAAAGAGGCCUUGAUGAUUCAGAUACUUCUCUAGUAGAAAUAUCAAUGGAUGUGGAGUCUAGCAGUCGAGGCUCUGACAGUUCAGAGUCCAAUGACACUCCGACUUAUCUUCUCAAGUUGACCUCUCAGGCAAAAAACAAGAAAAAGUAUCUGAAAACAAAGAGGGAAAGAAAUGCCACCUUAGCAAAGCGCUGGAAUCACGCAAGAGAGGUUUAUGGUAAAGAACAUUUGCUCCAAAGACACGAAGAAUCAAAUUCUGAUGUGAAAGAUCCAAGGCCAACUGUACCAGAUGUUUAUGUGGCUCACUGUUUCAGAAGACCAUUGCCUAAUCAAAGCUUGGAGUCACAUCAUGAAUUGAAGAGCAAAGUAAAAAGAUGUGUAUCUUUCCAAAGCAAGAGGACCGGCACAAAUUGGACAGAUGAUGAAAAAAGAUUCUACAGGGAUAAAAGAAUAGCUCAGACCCAGGAAAUACUACAGUAUUUACUCCCUAUCGUGGAAUCCUCUAAAAGCAUGAAAUCUACUCAAAUGAAAGACCUAUUCACUCCAGGAGCUGACUUCCAGCAACAUCAACUCGUUCCAACUGCUUGCAUAAAUAUAAGAAGAUACAGCACACCGUGGACACCAACCAGAAAGUUCCUUUUGAAAACCGGAAGGAAUCUUGUGACAGAUACCUCAGAAUGGCUCCACCCUGUGCCCCAGAGAUCACUAGAAUGUUUAUCAUCCCUCUGCCGUUUGCAGAAGAGGAAAAAACAUUCUGAACUCUGGGCCAGACACACUGUAGCUAUGAUGCUCCCUAGCAGCAAAGGGGAGACUAUUCCCUCACGUCCUAAAAUGGAUGCCAAUGCUAUCAGUGGUAAUGGUCUUCAGCCUGCAGAAUCCAUCCUGAAGAGCUCUGAGCAGAUAGUUCCUCAUCUAACUAAAAGCAACAAGAAGCCAAAUGAGAGUGACGGCCCUCUCACCUUGCGUCUGAAGUUCCAAGGCAACAGUUAAUCAAGCUGAAAGUGUGUCUGGGAACUGUGGCUGAUGGAGAUGCUCCGACACAGUAAAAUCAGCAGCCCCGCCCUGCACUGCCUGCCUGCCCUGCCUGCCUGCCCUGCCUGCCUGCCCUGCCCUCUUCACACGCAUAUGUGGGUAUCAACUACAGAUUUUACCAAUUCCAUCUUCCUUAGAUGAAACAUCUUUCAGAGACUUUAAAAAUCCAGAGGAAAUAUAGAAAAGUUAAAAAACACAUAUAUUUAAUUUGUAUCAACAUGGGGAAAAAGCUUGAAAUUUUUGAUUUCUUGCAAAAUUAUGUGUGUAUAUAACAAAAAAAAAACUAAGACUUGAAGAAAGGAAGAAGAUGCUAUUAAUGAUUUAGUCACUUUGAUGAGCCAGCAGCCAUUUUCUGUGUCUCUUUUAUACAGUGUGCUAGAAACAGCACGGGAGAAAUAAACAGUAUUUCUCCCUUCUAGAAGAGCAUCAUAUAAUUGUUCCCAUGAGCACACAUGAUAGCUGGGCAUAGGGCAUAUGAUAGUAAUCCCAGAACUUGGGAAGUAGAGGCAGAAGGAUCAGGGAUCCAGGAUUUUAAAUGUUGGGCAACAUUUAAAAGCAGCAAGAUAAAUAUUAAUAAUAACUGAAUAGUAAACAGUAAUUUGUGUGCCUCCAAUUAAUGAAAUAGCAUAUAUUACAAGAUGUUAAUUGCACAGAUCAAAAGGUGGAACCAAAUAACAUGGAAAUAUAUUAUGGUUUCAAAGUCAUUUUACCUCUCAUAAUUAAGCAAAGUUUUAAAAGAUUAGAAAUCCCUUUUCUCCUAGAUCAGCAAGUGCACGCCUCCAGCCUUUCACUCAAGUGGGUAUUUCAGAAGUAAGUCCUAGUGAGCAGUCAGGCUGUGGGGCAGGUGGUACACGCUAUACUCCCAACGGCUUAGGAGCCUGACUCAGAAAGAUCAAAAGUUCAAGGCUUGCCUGGGCGACAACGUGAGUUCAAGAGUGGUCUCAGCAAACUAAUGACUGCUGUAUCCAAACAAAAGACUGAAACAGCACAGAGGGAAACGGAGGGUGAGCUCGGUGACAGAGAACUACCUGCCGAGUGUGGGGAGACCCUAGUUCACACGCCAGAAUCACCCGAAAAUAAAAAUAAUACAGUGCGUACAAGGAGGGAUUCCCGCAACAUGUGCACAGGAGUAAGUGUAGCAAGGGCGUCAGUCAGAACGAAGGCGAGCGAGUGAGGAAGCAGCCCACCAGGCCUGGGACUAGAGAGGCACGGGAGACAUGACACAGGUCUAAGCAGGAUAAGGAGGUUCGCGGUCAGUGUUUCUAGUAGCCGAAAGGGACUUGAGAGCUCACUGCUGUGUUAAGAGAAUAAAUGCUAUUUGUAGGGAACGUUGACCAUAAACUUCCUCGCGAACCCUUACACAUGGUAGGGAGCAACUGUGUUUCUCAGUAAGAAGGACCAUGUUUGGAGGGCGGGUAGGAAUUUCUUUCCUGGGAAUUCUUACCCUGGUAACUGACACCAUGGCGGAGUACGAGCUCUCAGAGUCAGCUUGCCCUGUUCUCGUAGACCGGGGAAAGCUAAACUGCAUGCAAACCUAAAUCUUUAAAUUGACGUUUGUUCUUUGAAACUUGGGUUAUAUGAAAGUUUGAGACUACAGACUCUGGAGUUGAGUAUCUUUGCGUAUAACCACAGUAACAUGCUGGCUUCUUUGAGUGUGCGAGCGGAGGUGUGCGGAAGUGUCUCCUUGAUCAUCCCACCACUGUCCUUUCCCUUAUAACCCCCUAUAUUAUAUCAUUUUUAUAAUGUCAGACUACAUUCUUUACUUUGGUGUGUGUGGGGAUCUGUGAACCUCGUGCAGCGCUGAGUCAUGGAUGCCACCGUACACAUGAAGUCAGAAGACAAUUCGCUGGCUUCCGUUCUCCUACCACAUGGGUGCAGGGAUGGUACUCAGGUGGUCAGGCUUGGCAGCAAGUGCCCGUACCCACUGAACCAUCUAACAAGCCCUCCCCUUGUCUCUUGUUUGCCACAUGUGGAGUACAAGAAUAUAUGUGGACCAUUUUCACACUCUGCUUUUCACAUUAUAAUAUUUAACUUUGAAUUUUCUAAGUAUGUCAUUCUUCCAUAAAGGCCAUUCUGUCUGCUCUUUAUCAUAUAAGCCUAGCAAUACAACUGGAAAGCCUCUACUACUCCUUGAAAAUUUAACUCAAAUGUACCCUUCUCUGGAAUUCCUCCAUUAGAUCUUCCGGGAAUUUAUAGUAACUAGGUUAAUAUGCCAAGGCUUGGAGUGGACUAAGUGGGCGAUGUGAGAAAGGAUGGGUAAUACAGAGAGCUGUGAACUCUUAAGAAACAAAUGGAACGGCUCAGAACUCAGAACUAAUGAAUGCCGAGCUCUCCCAUCACUUAGGUACAGGUGAAUCUUUUCUCCAUUUAGGAUGAUGUUGGCUGCGGGCCUGUCGUACACAGGCUUUAUCCUGUUGAGCUAGUUUCCUUCGGCCCUACUCUGACUAGGACUUUUAUCGUGAAGGCAUGUUGGAGUUUUUCUGCACCUAUUGAGAUGAUCAUAUGAUUAUUGUCUUUAAGUCCAAUUUUAUGACUUAUUAUAUUUACUGAUCUAUAUAUUAUUUUCUUUCCUUUAAUUCCUACUCAGGUUUUUUAUUAUUUUUUCCAUCUACUGGAUUUGGGGCUUAUUUGUUCUUGCUUUUCUAAAUUCUUAAGCUGCAUCAUUUAUUUCUGUUCUUUCUGAUUUCUUAGUGUAGGUUCUUAGAACUGCAGUUUCCCUCUAAGACUGCUUGUAAAGUGCCCCAGAGGUCCUACUGGGGCGUGGCCUCUUACACUAUAUACAGGGAUGCAGAGCUUGCACCCGCCUCUUUUCCCCUCCCUUUCGCCCGCUGCUCGGUCGGAUUGUUGGAUUGCGGAAUUCGAUCUCUGUCCACCGUUCAAGCAGAGAAUCCUGAUUUGUGAGUUUACCCCUAAAUAAAUAUCUCUUUCUCAAUUCUGAGCUAGGGUGAGAUUUCUUUUAAGAGUCCGUUUCAUCACUCAUUCAGACUGCUUUUUGGCCCCUUUAUCACUCGGCAACAUGUUGUUUUAACUGCUGUACGUUUGUGUAAUUACUAGAGACUCACUUGCUAGAC
Molecule: messenger RNA, 7297 nt
Organism: Arvicola amphibius (Eurasian water vole)
Lineage: Eukaryota; Metazoa; Chordata; Mammalia; Rodentia; Cricetidae
Gene: Agbl3
Product: AGBL carboxypeptidase 3
Exons: 16
Coding region: 1413-4184 (923 amino acids)
Biological process (GO): proteolysis
Molecular function (GO): zinc ion binding; metallocarboxypeptidase activity
Source: RefSeq, a predicted model, not a curated record